AUGAUGUACUCAAGCAGAGAAUCGACGCCUUCAAAUGUUUCGCAUUCAGGCUACAAUGGCGUUUGUAUCAUGAGCACUGCAUGGAAAGAUGAACAGCAUCCAUCCUUCAUCAACUUCAUCUCCUCGUUUCUUGAUGCAAACUCUUACAGAUUAAAUUUUGUGCCGAUUGCUCCUGAUUUCAUCUUUAACACCGGAGGACUUUCUGUAGCCUUCAUAUUUGUGACUAAUUGGGAUGUCGAGUGUGCUGAACCAAUCUUUAGCAAAAUUUCGAAGAUGAGGAGGCAGUUUGCAAACUUCUAUGUGGUUGUUACUCUCCCGACCAAGGAUCAGAAUGACUCCUUCAUACGUUCUUAUUUCAAAUACGGCAUGGAGUUUGGUAAGCCGACUUUCAUUCCUGUGAAAGACUUGGAGAUGGGAUUCGAAAAGAUUGUAAAGGUAGCUCAUGCACGUGGAGUUUGCAAGAGGCAGGAUGCAAUAGCUAAACUGAAGGCUGAGAGAGAAAAGUCAGUGCAGUCCAUGGACCUGUACAUCAAAGUGGUUACAUCCGUUCCUGGAAUUGAUAGCCAUGAUGCAAAUGCGCUCAACCAAGCCGUUGGUUCCAUAGAAGCAAUAGCCAAAGCAUCAAAGGAAUACAUUUUGGAGAAUACUGAUCUUUCAACCGAGAAAGCCGAGACGGUUGCAAAAUUUUUCAGAGACCCAAAGUAUUACCUUGGUCCCAAAAUCGGAUGA
Molecule: messenger RNA, 729 nt
Organism: Striga hermonthica
Lineage: Eukaryota; Viridiplantae; Streptophyta; Magnoliopsida; Lamiales; Orobanchaceae
Source: the annotation of a GenBank genome assembly